CUUAUCCUCACCAUUCUUUGCUACUACAAUAUGCUUGUUCAUGAUAUAUAGAACAUUCAUAUUCCAUCAAGAAAACCAAGAAUCGAAGAUUGUCUUCUUUAUCUACUUCAUCACCUCCAUUUUGUUGUUGUAAUAUACUAAUACUUUAUUCAGCAACAAAAAAAAAAAACAAAAUGAGAUUUCAAUCGUUUUUGAGAGAAUUUAAAAAACAGAGACGGAUGGUAGAAAAGAGAAAGAAAAGGAAAUCAGAGGAGCUUUCAAAUCCAGUGAGAAAGAAGAUCCGAGUGCCAUCACCUCCAUCUUUAUCUCUUUCAUCAGCUCCAUCUUCUUUGUCUCCUUCAUUACCUUCAUCUCCUCCAUCUCCUACAUCUUUAUCUCUUCCAUUACUUCCAUCUUCUUUAUUUCUUUCAUCACCUCCAUAUUCUUUGUCUCCUUCAUUACCUUCAUCUCCUCCAUCUCCUACAUCUUUAUCUCUUUCAUCACUUCCAUCUUCUUUAUCUCUUUCAUCACCUCCAUCUUCUUUGUCUCCUUCAUCACUUCCAUCUUCUUCAUAUCUUUCAUCACCUCCAUCUUCUAUGUCUCCUUUAUUACCUUCAUCUUCUUCAUCUCCUCCAUCUCUUCCAUCUCCUCGUUCAUCUUCCUCGUCUCACAACUGGACACACGACGUUUUUCCGAGCUUCCGUGGGGAAGAUGUCCGCAGAAGCUUUCUCAGUCAUAUUCAAAAGGAGUUUGAAAGAAAGGGAAUCACACCAUUCAAUGAUAAUGGAAUCAAGAGAGGAAAAUCCAUCGGUCCUGAACUCAUACGGGCGAUUAGAGGAUCUAAGAUUGCAAUAAUCUUGAUCUCCAAGAACUAUGCUUCUUCAAGUUGGUGUCUUGACGAAUUGGUGGAGAUUAUGAAGUGCGAGGAAGAGUUGGGUCAAACUGUGCUGGCCAUUUUCUAUAAAGUAGAUCCAUCUGAUGUAAAGAAGCUGACCGGAUAUUUUGGGGAGGUUUUUAAAAAAACCUGUGCCGAUAAAAGUAAGGAGGAUAUUCGGAGAUGGAGACAAGCUUUGGAGAAGGUGGCCAAAAUCGCUGGUUACCAUUCAAUCAACUGGGAUGAUGAAGCGAACAUGAUCGAAACAAUUGCCAAGGACGUUUCAAACAAGCUGAUUAAUAAUGCGCCAUCAAGUGAUUUCGACGGUUUCGUUGGGAUGAGAGCUCAUAUGGAAAAUAUGAAACCAUUAUUACUCCUUGGCUCCAAUGAAGUAAGGAUGAUAGGGAUUUGGGGUCCAUCUGGAAUAGGUAAAAGCACCAUCGCCAGAGUUCUAUUUUGGGAACAUUCUAGCCAGUUCCAAUUUAGUGUCUUCAUGGCUGAUAUCAAAAGACGCUAUCCAAGACUUGGUUGCAGUGAGUACAGUACGCAACUGCAAUUACAGGAAGAGUUCUUGUCUUCAAUAUUCAACCAGAAGGAUAUCAAGAUUCAUCAUUUAGGAGUUGUGCAAGACAGGUUAAAAGACAAGAGAGUGCUUGUGGUUCUUGAUGACGUGGACCAUUUGGACCAACUAUAUGCCGUGGCGAAAGCAACUGGGUGGUUUGGUCCUGGAAGUCGGAUUAUCAUCACAACACAAGAUAAAGGACUUUUGAAUGCACACGGGAUUAACCAUGUUUACAAGGUGGGUUUCCCACGUUACAAUGAGGCUCUAGAAAUCUUCUGCAUGUAUGCUUUUGGUCAAAAGGCUCCAUAUGAUGGUUUCGAGAAGCUUGCUUGGGAAGUUACAAGACUUGCUGGUAGUCUCCCUUUGGGACUAAAGGUUAUGGGAUCUUAUUUGAAAGGAAGGCCCGAGGAGGAGUGGUGGAAGGAACUACCAAGGUUAAGGACUAGCCUUGAUGGAGACAUUGAAAGUGUCUUGGAAUUCAGUUACAAUGCCUUACUUGCUGAGGAUAAAGAAUUAUUCCUUUAUAUAGCUUGCUUUUUCAACAAUGUACCGAUGGAGAAAGUAGAAACACAUCUAGCAAAUCAUUUCCCCAGUGUGAGUCAAGGUCUUAAGGUCUUAGCUGAGAGAUCUCUCAUAUCUAUCACCACCAGCUACAACGGCUUGACCCCCGAAGAUGUCUGUAUGCAUGAUUUGCUAGCACGGUUUGGUAGAGAAAUUGUUCGUCGACAAUCCCUUUAUGAUCCUGGGCAGCGUCAGUUUUUGGUUAAUGUGCAAGAUAUAUGUAAAGUACUGAAGAAUGAUACACUAGGUAGCGAAAGAGUUGUAGGCUUACAACUCGAUUAUGAUGAGAUCGAGGAUGAGUUAAUAAUAAGUGAGGGAAGCUUUGAAAGAAUGUCUGGUCUCCAAUUCUUAAGGACAACAAGGGGAGACAGAUAUAAACACUCAAGCCCAAACUAUCUACCUCGAAAAGUUAAAUUACUGCAUUGUGGACAUUCUUUGAUGACAUGCCUGCCUUCUAAUUUUAAUACGGAUUCGCUCGUCGAGCUAAACAUGCCUCACAGCAAGCUUGAGAAAUUGUGGGAUGGAAUUAAAACGAUUAAAAAUCUCAAGUGGAUGGAUUUGAGUCGUUCCUCUAAUCUGAAAGAACUUCCUGAUCUUUCAACUGCCACUAAUCUCCGCGUACUGAAACUUCAAAAUUGCUCGGGUUUGGUGAAGCUCCCAUCUUCUAUUGGGAAUGCUACUAAACUUCUGAAAUUAGAUCUCAGUGGUUGUUCAAAUCUAGUGGAACUCCCAUCUUCUAUUGGGAAUCUUAUUAAUCUCACGGAGUUGUAUCUCAGUGGUUGUUCAAAUCUAGUGGAACUCCUAUCUUCUAUUGGGAAUCUUAUUAAUCUCAAACACCUAGAUCUUAGAAGUUGCUCAAAUCUGGUGGAGCUCCCAUCUUCUAUUGGGAAUGCUACUAAACUUCUGAAAUUGGAUCUCAGUGGUUGUUCAAAUCUAGUGGAGCUCCCAUCUUCUAUUGGGAAUCUUAUUAAUCUCACGGAGUUGUAUCUCAUUGAUUGUUCAAAUCUAGAGGAGCUCCCAUCUUCUAUUGGGAAUCUUAUUAAUCUCACGGAGUUGUAUCUCAUUGAUUGUUCAAAUCUAGAGGAGCUCCCAUCUUUUAUUGGGAAUCUUAUUAAUCUCGAACAACUAGAUCUUAGAAGUUGCUCAAAUCUGGUGGAGCUCCCAUCUUCUAUUGGGAAUGCUACUAAACUUCUGAAAUUGGAUCUCAGUGGUUGUUCAAAUCUAGUGGAGCUCCCAUCUUCUAUUGGGAAUGCUACUAAACUUCUGAAAUUAGAUCUCAGUGGUUGUUCAAAUCUAGUGGAACUCCCAUCUUCUAUUGGGAAUCUUAUUAAUCUCACGGGCUUGGAUAUCAGUGGUUGUUCAAAUCUAGUGGAACUCCCAUCUUCUAUUGGGAAUCUUAUUAAUCUCGAACAACUAGAUCUUAGAAGUUGCUCAAAUCUGGUGGAGCUCCCAUCUUCUAUUGGGAAUCUUAAUAAUCUCGAACAACUAGAUCUUAAAAGUUGCUCAAAUCUAGUGGAACUCCCAUCUUCUAUUGGGAAUCUUAUUAAUCUCAAACACCUAGAUCUUAGAAGUUGCUCAAAUCUGGUGGAGCUCCCAUCUUCUAUUGGGAAUGCUACUAAACUUCUGAAAUUGGAUCUCAGUGGUUGUUCAAGUCUAGUGGAGCUCCCAUCUUCUAUUGGGAAUCUUAUUAAUCUCGCAGAGUUGAAUGUUAGUAGGUGCUCAAGUCUAGCGGAGCUCCCAUCUUCUAUUGGGAAUGCUACUAAACUUCGGAAAUUGGAUAUCAGUGGUUGUUCAAGUCUAGUGGAGCUCCCAUCUUCUAUUGGGAAUCUUAUUAAUCUCACGGAGUUGGAUCUUAGUUGGUGCUCAAGUCUAGAGGUGCUCCUAUCUUCUAUUUGGAAUGCUACUAAACUUCUGAAAUUGAAUCUCAGUUGUUCAAGUCUAGUGGAGUUCCCAUAUUCUAUUGGGGAUCUUAUUAAUCUCACGAAGUUGGAUCUCAGUAGUUGUUCAAGUCUAGUGAAGCUCCCAUCUUCUAUUGGGAAUCUUAUUAAUCUCACGGAGUUGGAUAUCAGUGAUUGUUCAAGUCUAGAGGAGCUCCCAUCUUCUAUUGGGAAUGCUACUAAACUUCUGAAAUUGGAUCUCAUUGAUUGUUCAAAUCUAGAGGAGCUCCCAUCUUCUAUUGGGAAUCUUAUUAAUCUCAAACACCUAGAUCUUAGAAGUUGCUCAAAUCUGGUGGAGCUCCCAUCUUCUAUUGGGAAUGCUACUAAACUUCUGAAAUUGGAUCUCAGUGGUUGUUCAAGUCUAGUGGAGCUCCCAUCUUCUAUUGGGAAUCUUAUUAAUCUAACGAAGUUGGAUCUUAAUUGGUGCUCAAAUCUAGUGGAGCUCCCAUCUUCUAUUGGGAAUCUUAUUAAUCUCAAACACCUAGAUCUUAGAAGUUGCUCAAAUCUGGUGGAGCUCCCAUCUUCUAUUGGGAAUGCUACUAAACUUCUGAUAUUGGAUCUCAGUGGUUGUUCAAGUCUAGUGGAGCUCCCAUAUUCUAUUGGGGAUCUUAUUAAUCUCACGGAGUUGGAUCUCAGUAGUUGUUCAAGUCUAGUGAAGCUCCCAUCUUCUAUUGAGAAUCUUAUUAAUCUCCAGACCUUGAAGCUUAUAGGCUGCUCAAGUCUAGAGGCUCUUCCGAUCAACAUCGACAUGGAAUCUCUCGAUACACUUUUUCUCACUGGUUGCUCAUCGUUGAAAACCUUUCCUGAGAUUUCCACAAAAAUUAAGACUCUUUGGAUUUGUGGAACUGCAAUAGAAGAAAUUCCUUCGUCAUUCAGGUCAUGGUCUUGUCUUGAGGACUUGCAAAUGCCAUACUGUGAAAACCUGGCGGAAUUUCCGCAUGCUUUUGGCUGCAUCACGGAGCUUCAGGUGAGCAAUACAAGAAUACAAGAAAUUGCUCCAUGUGUCAAGGAAAUGUCUCGUCUACGUACACUUGUAAUCAAGGGAUGCACAAAUCUUGUUUCGCUCCCAGAGCUUCCAGGCUCCUUAAGAGUCCUGCUUGCAGAAAAUUGCGAGUCACUAGAGACACUAGAUUGCUCUUUUCACAAGAUAGAGUUUGAUCGUCUCUUGUUUAGCAACUGCUUCAAAUUGAAUCAAGAAGCAAGAGACCUUAUCAUCAAGACAUCGAUUAGUAUUAAAGAUGGCUAUGAAAUCUUACCCAGAGAAAUAGAGAUCUCUCAUCUCUAUCACCAACAAUUACGACGGCAACUGGUUCUCCAACAGUGUCCGUAUGCAUGAUUUGCUAGUACGGUUUGGUAGAGAAAUUGUUCGUCGACAAUCCAUUUAUGAUCCUGGGCAGCGUCAGUUUUUGUUUAAUGCCCAAGAUAUAUGCCAAGAACUAAAUAAUGAUACACUAGGUAGCGAAAGAGUUGUAGGCUUACUAUUCGAUUAUGAUGAGAUCGAGGAUGAGUUAAUAAUAAGUGAGAGAGCCUUUGAAAGAAUGUCUAGUCUCCAAUUCUUAAGAACAAACUAUCACUUUGCCGUAAACUCAAGCCCAAACUAUCUACCUCGAAAAGUUAAAUUACUGCAUUGUGGACAUUCUUUGAUGACAUGCCUGCCUUCUAAUCUUAAUACGGAUUUCCUCGUCGAGCUAAACAUGCCUCACAGCGAGCUUGAGAAAUUGUG
Molecule: messenger RNA, 5636 nt
Organism: Eutrema salsugineum
Lineage: Eukaryota; Viridiplantae; Streptophyta; Magnoliopsida; Brassicales; Brassicaceae
Product: disease resistance protein TAO1
Exons: 5
Coding region: 174-5249 (1691 amino acids)
Biological process (GO): signal transduction; defense response to fungus
Molecular function (GO): ADP binding; protein binding; ATP hydrolysis activity
Source: RefSeq, a predicted model, not a curated record